Molecule: messenger RNA, 3726 nt
Organism: Dromiciops gliroides (monito del monte)
Lineage: Eukaryota; Metazoa; Chordata; Mammalia; Microbiotheria; Microbiotheriidae
Gene: ELFN2
Product: extracellular leucine rich repeat and fibronectin type III domain containing 2
Exons: 6
Coding region: 1252-3669 (805 amino acids)
Cellular component (GO): plasma membrane
Molecular function (GO): protein binding
Source: RefSeq, a predicted model, not a curated record
GCUACCUCGGGUCCGCCGGCGGGGCGCUAAGUUCCCCGCCAGCUGUUGCAUGCACCGGCCCCGGGAACCAGAGCUGUCGCCUGGGCCCUCCUGUAUUCCCCGCGGGCCUUGGAGACCCCCCUCCCCUCCAGGGCCGAGGAGAGAGGACAGAGCCGACGUCUGGCAAAGGACUUGGCGCAUCUUGGGAGGAGGCAGUGACCACCAGUGACAGCUCAGGGGCAUUAGCAUUCUGAGGAUCUCCUUGACCAGAUGUGAGCAGAUGGAGAAACUGAGGCGCAGAGCAGGGCAGUGACUUGGGAUCCUAGAUCUGGAAAGGACCUCAGGGGUCAUUUGGUCCAACUCCCUCAUUUUACAGACGAAGAAACUGAGCUUCAAAAUGCACCCAGAGUCACCCAGCUGAAAUAUGUCACCAGAUUAAGCCUGCAAGGAGCAAAGAUUUUGUCUUCGGAUGUACACUUAAAUGAGUACAAUAAGCUUAAAAUGAGCAUGAAAUUUGAGAUCACUCCACUCAUUUAAGUGAUGAGGAAAUUGAUGUCUAGAGAGAGGAAGAGAUUUAAGGAAAAGGUCACACAGCAAGUAAAUAUCAGAGGCCCAAGCUGGACCUGAGAUGCCCUGCUUCCAGCCUUCUGCUCUGCCCACUAGGCAGUAAUUCUUUUUCCUCUCCCUCACUGUCUCUUCUCCUUCCUACUUCCUUCGAGGCAGCUCCCUCUCCUAGGCUCUGGGUGACAGAUGGAUCUCCAGCUCCGUCCGUCUCUCACCAUGCCUCUGUCUAGCUGCCUGUCUGCAUCUUCUCUCCUUGACUGUGCUCUGAAGCUCUGAGACACCUCUGAGGGGCCCAGACCUGAAUAGGGAGGAGGAAGAGGAAGAAGAAGAGGACGGAGACCCGCCCCCCAAUAUCCAGAAUCCUGCUCUUCCUAGGGAGGAAUUUAGGGAAGAAAGCAGAGCUGGGGGUGCUGGCUGAGGGACUUGGGAAAAGACCGCUCAGAGUUGCAGGAAGGGCCCACUGCAGGUCCCCUUUCUGCCAGGAUCCCUGACACUGGACAGCAGGCAAAGUGGACCAGAGCUGGGGAGCCCCAUCUUGCACCCCAGCACUGGGGGGGCAUCCCUCAAAAUGCUGGUGGCCCCGGCGAGAACUGGGAUGAUGGGCCAGGCUUUGGGCCGCUAGGCCUUCCCAGAUCUCUGCCGUCCCGAGCCGCCUUGCCUGUGGCCUGCCUCCAUCCAGCCCUCCUGCCCAGUGGGCCUCCCCCUGCCAUGCUGCGCCUGGGCCUAUGGGCAGCGGCCCUGCUCUGCGCCUGCCAGCCGGACCUGGUACAGGCCGACUGCUGGCUCAUCGAGGGCGACAAGGGCUACGUGUGGCUGGCCAUCUGCAGCCAGAACCAACCUCCCUACGAGACCAUCCCUCAGCACAUCAACAGCACGGUGCACGACCUCCGCCUCAAUGAGAACAAGCUCAAGGUGGUCCUCUACUCCUCCCUCAACCGCUUCGGCAACCUGACUGACCUCAAUCUGACCAAGAACGAGAUCUCCUACAUCGAGGACGGGGCCUUCCUGGGCCAGGCCAACCUGCAGGUGUUGCAGCUCGGCUACAACAAGUUGAGCAACCUGACGGAGGGCAUGCUCCGCGGCAUGAGCCGCCUGCAGUUCCUCUUCGUUCAGCACAAUCUCAUCGAGGUGGUGACGCCCACGGCCUUCUCCGAGUGCCCGGCGCUGAUCAGCAUCGACCUGUCCUCCAACCGCCUCAGUCGCCUGGAGAGCACCACUUUCGUGGGGCUCAGCAGCCUCAUGGUGUGCGAGCUGGCGGGCAACCCCUUCAACUGUGACUGCGGUCUCUACGGCUUCCUCAACUGGCUCGUGGUCUUCAACAACGUCACCAAGAACUACGACCGGCUGCAGUGCGAGUCCCCCCGAGAGUUCGCGGGCUACCCGCUGCUCGUGCCGCGGCCCCACCACAGCCGCAAUGCCAUCACCGUCUUCCAAUCCAUGUGCCGGGACGGUACCUUGCCAUCCCGGCCCGUCAGCCACCCCACCCCCUACACCACUGACUCCCAGAAGGAGCCAGAUGAGAACUCUGGGUUCAACCCUGUGGAUUUUCUGUCUGUGGAGCCCCCGGCCUCCUCCACCACGGACUCCUCCAUUAGCCCCACCAUCAAACUCCACUAUGUGACCUUCACUUCAGCCACCCUGGUGGUGACCAUACCUUCCCCCUUCAGCAAGCUCUACGUUCUGGUCCAGUAUAACAACAGCUACGUCUCUGACGUCAUGACUCUAAAGAACAAGAAGGAGAUCGUCACCCUCAAUAAGCUAAAGGUCCACACUGACUACACUUUCUGCGUGGCCUCCAUUCGCAACUCCCGCCGCUUCAAUCACACCUGCCUGACCUUUGCCACCCGGGAGCCGAUCCAGAACGACAUGGCCCCCAGCACGUCCACCACGACGCACUACAUCAUGACCAUCCUGGGCUGCCUCUUCGGCAUGGUGAUUGUCCUGGGCGCCGUCUACUAUUGCCUGCGGAAGAGGCGCAUGCAGGAGGAAAAGCAGAAGUCAAUCAGCGUGAAGAAGACGAUCCUGGAGAUGCGCUAUGGCUCAGACGUGGACACCAGCUCCAUCGUCCACUCUGCCCAGAAGCUGGGGGAACCACCAGUCCUUCCCGUCUCUCGCAUGUCCUCCAUCCCUUCCAUGAUCGGGGAGAAGCUGCCACAGCCCAAGGGCCUGGAGGCUGCGAUAGACACGCCCAAGGUGGCUACCAAGGGCAACUACAUGGAGGUGCGGACCGGGGGUGGUGGCGGCGGCGGGGAUGGCCUGACCAGGGGUGAGGAUGACCUGCCAGACUUGGAUAAUGGCCAGGGUUCAGCGGCAGAGAUCUCCACCAUUGCCAAGGAGGUCGAUAAAGUCAACCAGAUUAUCAAUAACUGCAUUGACGCCCUCAAGCUGGACACAGCCUCCUUCCUGGGAGGUGGCGGAGCAGACCCAGAUCUGGCCUUUGAGUGCCAGUCCAUCCCGACCAGCUCCACUGCUGGGCUGGAGCGGCCUAGCUUCUUGUCACCUCCCUACAAAGAAAGCUCCCACCACCCUCUGCAGCGCCAGCUGAGCGCUGAUGCGGCCGUGGCCCGCAAGACCUGCAGCGUCUCCUCCAGUGGCUCGAUAAAGAGUGCCAAGGUCUUCAGCCUGGACGUCCCCGAUCACCCGGCGCCCCCGGGACUGGGUAAGGGUGACUCGAAGUACAUUGAGAAGGGCAGUCCGCUCAACAGCCCCCUGGACCGUCUUCCCUUGGUGUCUCCCGGUGCCAUCCAUCACCUGGAGGUGAAGCCUUCCUACCACUGCAGCGAGCACCGACACUCGUUCCCAGCCUUGUACUACGAGGAGAGCGCAGACACCCUGAGCCAGAGGGUGUCCUUCCUCAAGCCCCUGUCCCGCUCUAAGCGGGACUCCACGUACUCUCAGCUCUCCCCCAGACACUACUUCUCGGGCUACUCCUCCAGCCCCGAGUACUCGUCCGAGAGUACCCACAAGAUCUGGGAGCGCUUCCGGCCCUACAAGAAGCAUCACCGGGAGGAAGUGUACAUGGCGGCUGGCCACGCUCUGCGCAAGAAGGUCCAGUUCGCUAAAGACGAGGACCUGCACGACAUUCUGGAUUACUGGAAGGGGGUCUCAGCUCAGCAGAAGCUGUGACCCUCUCCUCCCUCCCCGCCCCCGGUGAGGUGGGGGUGGAGAGAGGGACCAGGCUGG